CCCCACACCACCCGCCGCUGAUAGUGACACGACAAGAUAGUCUUUCCCUUGUCCCUUGCCUUCUUCUCCCCCGUCAAAAACCCCCGGCCGCGUCCAGCAAGCCCCACCCAAAUUACGACGUCCAAUGGCGGCGCAGGACGGGCGCGCGCGCGGUGCCAUGGAGGAUUCGAGCGCGCCGCUGCUGCUGCCGCUUCCCCAGGGCGUGGGAGGAGGAGGAGGAGAGCAGGCGGAGGCGGUGAAGGAGGGCCGCUGCCGGGGCCGGUGGUGGUCGGCGGAGGAGGGCAGGAAGGUGGCGCACGUGGCGCUGCCGAUGGCGGCGGUGAGCGUGGCGCAGUACGCGGUGCAGCUGGCGUCCAACAUGAUGGUGGGCCACCUCCCCGGCGGCGGGGUGCUGCCUCUCUCCGCCUCCGCCAUCGCCACCUCCCUCGCCUCCGUCUCCGGAUUCAGCCUCCUCAUUGGAAUGGCAAGCGGAUUAGAAACUCUAUGCGGCCAAGCUUACGGGGCAGAGCAAUACGGCAAAUUGGGGGUGCAGACCUACAGGGCUAUAGUCACGCUUACAGCUGUGAGCAUUCCAAUCUCACUUCUAUGGGUAUUCAUGGGAAAACUCCUGAACAUCAUAGGACAAGACCCCUUGAUCUCACAGGAAGCUGGAAGAUACAUAAUCUGGUUGAUUCCAGGGCUCUUUGCAUACGCAGUCAGCCAGCCACUGACGAAGUUUCUGCAGUCUCAAAGCCUAAUAAUUCCCAUGCUUUGGUCCUCCAUUGCAACAUUGGUCUUGCACAUUCCUCUUUCUUGGUUAUUAGUGUUCAAGACCAGCCUGGGUUUUAUUGGAGCAGCUUUGGCAAUAAGCAUAUCAUACUGGUUGAAUGUAUUUAUGCUUGUUGGAUACAUCAGAUGCUCAACUUCUUGUAAGGAGACCUUCUCACCUCCUACGCUCGAUGCGUUCAGUGGAGUGGGUGUGUUCAUGCGCCUAGCUCUGCCAUCUGCACUAAUGUUAUGUUUUGAAUGGUGGUCAUUUGAGGUCAUUAUACUUCUAUCUGGGCUUCUACCAAACCCAGAGCUGCAGACUUCAGUUCUUUCAAUAUGCAUGACUACUGUCACACUGAUGUACACUAUAGCAUAUGGGCUUGGUGCUGCUGCAAGCACUCGAGUAGCAAAUGAAUUAGGUGCCGGGAAUCCUGAAGGUGCUCGAUUGGCUGUCCGUGUUAUCAUGUUGAUUGCUGUAACUGAGGCAGCUCUUAUCACUGGGACACUGUUGGCAUCCCAGCACAUCUUGGGCUAUGCAUACAGCACUGAUAAGGAGGUUGUCGAGUAUGUCAAUGCCAUGGUUCCCUUUGUGUGCAUCUCAGUUGCUUCAGAUAGCCUACAAGGAGUUCUCUCAGGUAUCGCGCGAGGGUGUGGGUGGCAGCACCUUGGUGCCUACGUUAACCUCGGCUCGUUUUAUCUUUUCGGGAUUCCAAUGUCUCUCCUUCUCGGGUUUGGUCUGAAGAUGGGAGGGAAAGGACUUUGGAUGGGCAUUUCCUCCGGUUCCCUUGUGCAAUUCAUACUCCUCGCUACCAUAGUAUUCUUCAGCAACUGGCAAAAGAUGUCUGAUAAAGCCAGGGAGGGAGUUUUCAGCGGAACUCAAGCGAAGGAACGUUUAAUGUCUGAUGGAACUAUUGCAGUCUGAUUUUGUCACAAACUAUGGAUCCUUUAACCUGGAAGUCUAACGGCAUCUUGGUCUUGUAGAGAUAGUCUCCCAGCAAAGUGCACUUCUAUUUUUAUUUUUAUUUUGAGAGAGAGAGAGAGAGAGAGAGCUGUGAAUGUAUACGGAACGAGACUGCUGAAGAUGUGCAGUUUUGUUGAAGCUGGGAGAAUGAUAUCCGAGACUCAGCAUGUGAGGGUUAGCUUUGGUAGUCAUCUUCCACAAUUGUUUGCAGAUCUACACCAAUUUAAAGAAUAAAUUCAUGUUAAAGCCC
Molecule: messenger RNA, 1958 nt
Organism: Brachypodium distachyon (stiff brome)
Lineage: Eukaryota; Viridiplantae; Streptophyta; Magnoliopsida; Poales; Poaceae
Product: protein DETOXIFICATION 14
Exons: 7
Coding region: 125-1669 (514 amino acids)
Biological process (GO): xenobiotic detoxification by transmembrane export across the plasma membrane
Cellular component (GO): membrane
Molecular function (GO): xenobiotic transmembrane transporter activity; antiporter activity
Source: RefSeq, a predicted model, not a curated record